AUGGAUGCAUCAACUAGAAGUCAUAUGACCUUGAAUACUCUUGAAAAAGGAUUGCGCUCACGUGCACUGAAUGAGAAGAUGGCUACGAUUGUCAACAUGACUACAUUUCUGCGUGAGAAUCCGUUCCCUUUCUUCGUCAAUGCGGCCGUACUCCGACUUUGUGAAGCAUUUCGUGAUGAGUGCAAUGAGCUGCGCUUAUGUAUUGUACGAGUGAUGGGUGAAUGUUCUAGUGAAUUAAGACUUGUUUUCUCAAAUGAUGAAGUAGCUCGCCGAGUUCUCAAAGUAUCCCAUUCAAAUGAUCCACUUGCUCGUUCACUUACUCUUCAAAUACUAGCCAAACUAGCUUCUGUUGUGGCAGAAAAUAAGCAGGUGCAUCAUUUGAUAGUUACAAGUAUCGAUUCCGAGGAAGCCCAGGAACGGUUAGCAGCCACUGUAGCGACUGAGGCAUUUGUUGGUGUUUCCAGAUCUUUUUCGCAAACAGUGUUUGAGAAACUAUGUGUUACGUUUUUAUCUCCUCUUGUUUCACCGAUUACAAAGAUCGGUUUGGUUGGUGUAUUCUCUAAUAUGCAAGGUGACGUAGAAAUCAUCAUGAAAGUAUUUGCACUGGGUGAACGGAUACUCAACGAAGCAUAUAAUCAACAGUUGAUACUAGCACUUAUCAAAUCACUUACUACAUUAGCCGUCUCGUGUAAAUUCGCUGUAUCUGAAUUGUUAACUUUACUGAUAGAAAAGCUGAAGAUAUCCAAAGAAAAUCGCACUCUUUGUGUUGCCAUUCUGUAUAAUAUUAAACGCUUAUCAUCAGCCGCACAUAUGCUAACGGAAUCUCAUAUGCAUGACCUGCUGGGUUUCGGGGAUACAUUAACGGAUGAUUUGAUGCGCGUUUAUUGGCUGAUAACUCUUGUUCGUUUCACAUCGCAGAAUAUCCAUAAAAUUACCGCAACACUUUCAGACAACAUAGCACAUUGGACAUAUCUUUUAUCGAGCAGAAAUGCAGAUGUUCGACUUGCAGCUCUGCAUUUGUAUAUUAAUGUAUAUAAAUAUAGUCGAGAAGCGAAUAUUGUAUCAGCUUUGAAAAGCUCUUUUAUUAUAUCACUGCCGACAAUAAAACCUCAAGAUUCCGAAAAAUUUUAUCGUCUGCUGACUGCCUUCAUAUGUGAUGACAGUUGCCCACGUGAAACUGUGGAUGCAGUAGUGGACGCUCUGUUAACCGCAGUACUACCGAAUUUUUCGGCUCUGCACAUGUUACAGUUUUUGGUAGCAGCUGCUGAAACUCAUUCUUAUCUUUAUUCUCGUCUUCGUGUCUGGUCUAUAUCGAAACUGAAUGAAAAUACAAAUUUAACCAAAUUGACCCUGUUUUCGUGCUUAGUUUAUGCUCCACUGAGCGACGUGACUGGACUUCCCAAAAAUCACUUAGAUUUUUGGGGAAGUGAUCCAUGGGUUCUCUAUUUAGUUGCUCGGUCAGCCAUGCGCAACGGACAUUGGAAGUUGGUUGCUCUUCCUAUACUGGAAGUAAUCCAUAAAAAGGUGAAAUCAUUCCAGACAAGAAUGUGGCUGACAGCUUUACGAGAUAUCUGUUGUGCAUCACUUUCUGAAUUUACGGUUUUUGCUUUGGAAAAAUCUAUUGAAAAUCUCAAUGGUGCUCGAUUAUCACUUUCCGCUUUAUGCUCAUCACGAGAAUCCCUACGUUAUUUCAUGUUCCCAUUGCGGUUUGUAGACUGCCUGUGUAGCAUGUAUGCGGCUCUACGCAGCUUUUUGGUUAUUGUAAAUACGAAUUUAUUACUUAAUGAUAAGCCAGCUCUUUUUAUCAUUAAAAGAGUUUCAAUUCGUUUGCAAGCUUGUGCAUUAAGAAUGCAUAAAUGUCGAGAUAUGUGGCUGGACUUGUAUAAACAUUGCUUUGAUGCGGAUACUAAUACUACAACUUUCGUAGAAUUGUAUGCUGGUAUGUGUGCUUUAUUCAGUGCUGCGUUGCAGUUAUUCGCAAAACAGCAGCCAUUGUCUCCUUUAUCGAUAUCUUCUUCGUCGCACUAUUCGCUGGCGAAUAAGCGUUUGCGCACUUCACUCUUAUGGGCCAAAGGAGAAAUUGAAAAGCUGGACACUAUAGCUUUGGAAAAGAGGCUAACAAAAAAAAAAUUAAAAUUUCUUGUGGAUACCUUUGGAUACUUAUGUAAUCUUCCGAUAUGUAUUCCUCGAUUUUUUUUCCAGCAGCUGAAAUAUACGCAAAUAAAGUUAAACGUUUUACCGCAGCCAGGACCAACUGAGACUGCUGUUGGUGUCUCGUCUAACCAGAAGGUGCCAAUUUCCAUCGAAGGUGCAAUCGAGUCGUCGCAUGCAUUUUCUGUUGACGCUGUCAUUGUAAAAGCGGUAGCAAAAUUUGCGAAAGGUGCCAGUAAUGAUUGUUCACAAUUGCAAACUGUGAUACCACAGGAAGGGAAAUUCUUUAAUGCUCAAUUUCUUCUUGCAUUCCCGCAGAGUUGUACGAUGGAAUUUUCCGUAAAUUUUCUGGAUAAAGAAACGAAACGGCUGUGGGAAAGUGGUGUUACAGCAGAAUUGAAAAUUCAUGUCUCAUCGUGA
Molecule: messenger RNA, 2571 nt
Organism: Brugia pahangi
Lineage: Eukaryota; Metazoa; Nematoda; Chromadorea; Rhabditida; Onchocercidae
Source: the annotation of a GenBank genome assembly